Notothenia coriiceps (black rockcod) is the source of this 762-nucleotide messenger RNA. RefSeq names its product xanthine dehydrogenase/oxidase-like. The record is from RefSeq and is a predicted model, not a curated record. Gene Ontology annotation, molecular function: GTPase activity; GTP binding; iron ion binding. The transcript is spliced from 9 exons. The coding region runs from base 1 to 762 and encodes 253 amino acids. NCBI's taxonomy places the organism in Eukaryota, Metazoa, Chordata, Actinopteri, Perciformes, Nototheniidae.
AUGAGUGCGAUGCGUGUGGAUGCCAAAGUGGUGAUGCUAGGAAAGGAGAGUGUGGGGAAGACCAGCCUGGUGGAGAGAUACGUCCACCAUCGCUUCUUGGUCGGCCCGUACCAGAACACUAUCGGUGCUGCUUUUGUUGCCAAACCAAUCCAAGUGGGAGAGAAGGUGAUCACCCUGGGAAUAUGGGACACAGCGGGAUCAGAGCGAUAUGAAGCCAUGAGCAGGAUCUACUACAGAGGAGCCCGUGCAGCCAUCGUCUGCUAUGGAAGUAGCCUGGCCCGGUUUCUCUGCUCUGAACUGAUCCAGAGCAGAGGCCUGACCGGCUCAGUGAGAGCAGCGUACUUCAACCGGGUCAACCUCAGCGCCAACGGUUUCUACAAGACGCCUGAUCUGGGUUACGACUUUGAAACAAACUCCGGCCGAGCGUUCAACUACUUCACGUACGGGGUGGCGUGUUCGGAGGUGGAGAUCGACUGCCUGACCGGAGCUCACAAGAACCUGAGCACCACCAUAGUGAUGGACGUCGGCCACAGCCUGAACCCAGCCAUAGACAUCGGGCAGGUGGAGGGGGCAUUCAUGCAGGGAGUGGGCCUCUUCACCCUGGAGGAGCUGCAUUACUCCCCCCAGGGGGUCCUCCUCACCCGGGGUCCUGGCUCCUAUAAGAUCCCAGGGUUCGGAGACAUUCCCACCAAACUGACGGUUUCUCUGCUUCGAGACGCUCCCAACGACAAGGCCAUCUUCGCCUCCAAGCAUGAUAGGUGA